Myotis brandtii (Brandt's bat) is the source of this 1333-nucleotide messenger RNA. RefSeq names its product sialidase 1 (lysosomal sialidase) (gene NEU1). Gene Ontology annotation, biological process: oligosaccharide catabolic process; ganglioside catabolic process. Gene Ontology annotation, molecular function: exo-alpha-sialidase activity. The transcript has 4 exons. Gene Ontology annotation, cellular component: cytoplasm; membrane; lysosome. Bases 4 to 1071 code for a protein of 355 amino acids. NCBI's taxonomy places the organism in Eukaryota, Metazoa, Chordata, Mammalia, Chiroptera, Vespertilionidae. The record is from RefSeq and is a predicted model, not a curated record.
CCGAUGAUCAGUGACCGAGCACUUGUUUCAUUUUGGAAAUCAGCCCUUAUCCGCUGUCUCAUCGGUGACUAUGUCCUCCGCACAGGGGGCUCCCUCUGCAUCUUGAGAAAGGCUUCUUGUGCUGUGCUGAAGCUUUUCGGUUUCAUGUGGUCCCAUCUGUUUCUUUUUUCUUCAGGCAGCACGUGGUCUCCUACAGCAUUCAUUGUGGACGAUGGGGAGACCCCUGACGGGCUGAACCUGGGGGCCGUGGUGAGCGAUGUGGAGACGGGAGUGGUGUUCCUUUUCUACUCCCUCUGUGCUCACAAGGCCGGCUGCCAGGUGGCCUCCACCAUGUUGGUGUGGAGCAAGGACGAUGGGGUCUCCUGGAGCCCACCCCGGAACCUCUCCCUGGAUAUCGGCACCGAGAUGUUUGCCCCUGGACCGGGCUCUGGCAUUCAGAAACAGCGAGAGCCACGGAAAGGCCGGCUCAUCGUGUGUGGCCACGGGACGCUGGAGCGGGACGGGGUCUUCUGCCUCCUCAGCGAUGACCACGGCGCCUCCUGGCGCUACGGCAGUGGGGUCAGCGGCAUCCCCUAUGGCCAGCCCAAGCGGGAAAAUGACUUCAACCCUGAUGAGUGCCAGCCCUAUGAGCUCCCAGAUGGCUCAGUUGUCAUCAACGCCCGGAACCAGAACAACUACCACUGCCACUGCCGGAUCAUCCUCCGCAGCUACGACGCCUGUGAUACUCUGAGGCCCCGGGACGUGACCUUCGACCCUGAGCUGGUGGACCCUGUGGUUGCCGCAGGAGCGGUAGCCACCAGCUCGGGCAUUGUCUUCUUCUCCAACCCAGCCCACCCGGAGUUCCGAGUGAACUUGACCCUGCGCUGGAGCUUCAGCAACGGUACCUCUUGGCGGAAAGAGACAGUCCAGCUCUGGCCAGGGCCCAGCGGCUACUCCUCGCUGGCAGCCCUGGAGGGCGGUGUGGGCGGGGCGGACCAGGCCCCCCUGCUCUUCAUCCUGUAUGAGAAAGGCCGGAACUACUGCACAGAGAGCAUCUCCCUGGCCAAGGUCAGCGUGUACGGGACGCUCUGAGCUGCACACUUGCCACGGCGAGAAGGCCCUGGCCUCAGCGGCCUCAGGACCGUGGCCUGCGGAGGGUCGCCGGGCGCCCAAAGGACAGUUCCACCUUCCUUUAGAAUCCAGCCUUUUGCAAAAUCAAGUUUUCUUUGACAGGGAAAUUGCUCCGUUAGGCUUCCUUUCCAUAGCACUGGGCCUGGCCCUGCCCUUCCUGCCCCCAGGGGCCUUGCUGGGCCCUUCCUUGGGCCUGUAGGCUGAAUAAACGUGAACUCAGGGA